Messenger RNA from Apodemus sylvaticus (European woodmouse), 6918 nucleotides. It is a transcript of the gene Mboat2, whose product is annotated as membrane bound O-acyltransferase domain containing 2. Bases 108 to 1667 code for a protein of 519 amino acids. Gene Ontology annotation, cellular component: membrane. The record is from RefSeq and is a predicted model, not a curated record. Lineage: Eukaryota; Metazoa; Chordata; Mammalia; Rodentia; Muridae. The transcript is spliced from 13 exons. Gene Ontology annotation, molecular function: acyltransferase activity. Gene Ontology annotation, biological process: lipid modification.
GCGGGCGCGCCGCUGCAUCCCCAUCCCCGGCGUAGCUCGGCACAGAGCGAGCGAGCAAGCGGCGACUGGCCGGAGCGGGCGGGCGGGCGCAGCGCAGAGGCCCGGCCAUGGCCACCACCAGCACCACGGGCUCCACCCUGCUGCAGCCCCUCAGCAACGCCGUGCAGCUGCCCAUCGAUCAGGUCAACUUUGUAGUGUGCCAACUCUUUGCCUUGUUAGCAGCCGUUUGGUUUCGAACUUAUCUGCAUUCAAGCAAAACUAGCUCUUUUAUCAGACACGUAGUUGCUACCCUUUUGGGCCUUUAUCUUGCAUUUUUUUGCUUUGGAUGGUAUGCCUUACACUUUCUUGUACAAAGUGGGAUUUCCUACUGCAUCAUCAUCGUAGCAGGAGUGGAGAGCAUGCACCAAUGUUGCUUUGUGUUUGCUUUGGGAUACCUCUCAGUGUGUCAGAUUACUAGAGUCUAUAUCUUUGAUUAUGGACAAUAUUCUGCUGAUUUUUCAGGCCCAAUGAUGAUCAUUACGCAGAAGAUCACUAGUUUGGCUUACGAAAUUCAUGACGGGAUGUUUCGAAAGGAUGAAGAACUGACUCCGUCGCAGAGAGGAUUAGCUGUGAGGCGCAUGCCAAGUCUCCUGGAGUAUGUAAGUUACACCUGCAACUUCAUGGGCAUCCUGGCGGGCCCGCUCUGCUCUUACAAAGACUACAUUGCUUUCAUUGAAGGCAGAGCCUCCCACAUGGCACAGUCAAGCGAAAAUGGAAAAGAAGAACAGCAUGGAAAAGCAGAUCCAUCUCCAAACGCAGCAGUUACGGAGAAGCUCCUGGUCUGCGGACUCUCCUUAUUAAUUCACCUGACCAUCUCCAACAUGCUCCCUGUGGAAUACAACAUUGAUGAGAAGUUCCAAGCCACUGCAUCGUGGCCGACGAAGGCUACCUAUCUGUAUGCCUCUCUCAUGGCUGCCAGACCUAAGUACUAUUUUGCUUGGACCUUAGCUGACGCCAUUAACAAUGCUGCAGGCUUCGGUUUCAGAGGAUACGACAAGAAUGGAGUGGCUCGCUGGGACUUAAUUUCCAAUUUGAGAAUUCAGCAAAUAGAGAUGUCAACAAGUUUUAAGAUGUUUCUCGAUAAUUGGAAUAUCCAGACAGCUCUUUGGCUCAAAAGGGUGUGUUAUGAACGAGCAACCUUCAGUCCGACAAUCCAGACAUUCUUUCUCUCUGCCAUUUGGCAUGGAGUCUACCCAGGAUACUAUCUGACGUUUCUAACGGGGGUGUUAAUGACGUUAGCAGCUCGGGCUGUGAGAAAUAAUUUCAGGCACUAUUUCGUGGAACCCCCUCAACUUAAGUUAUUUUAUGACAUCAUAACAUGGGCGGUAACACAAAUAACAAUAAGUUACACGGUUGUUCCAUUUGUGCUUCUCUCCAUAAAACCGUCGUUCACGUUUUACAGCUCCUGGUAUUACUGCCUUCACAUUUGUAGUAUCUUGGUGUUGCUGUUGCUGCCUGUGAAAAAGUCUCAAAGAAGAAAGAGCACACAGGAAAAUGUUCAGCUCUCACGGGAUAAAAAGUUUGACGAAAGGGAAAAUUCUCUGGGACAGAACAGUUUUUCCACGAUGAAUAAUGUUUGCAAUCAGAACCGAGACACUGGGUCCAGACACUCGGCACUAACACAGUGACUGGGAGAGCACGUGAUAGCUGUCUCCCGUCCGGACAGAAGCAGUCUUGACGCCUUUGCAGAGCCUCCUGUUUAAGGAAGAGAGACACUGGGUGGAAAGGGAUGGUCUCGGAUAGGGGCCUUCCUAUACACUAGAUUGGAAAUGGAAUGAAAUAACCCCCCCAUGCCAUGUUCCUGUGGGUCACGCCUUAUUCCGAAUCUUCCCAUAUUUCAAUAGGGCACUCUGACCUCAGCAUCCGCCUCAAGGUCACACGUGUACCUGUUGCUGAAUGUGCACUGCGUAUCCCAGGCACUGAAGAGGUGGGGAAAUAAUCAUGUCAAUCUGGAUGAUUAACGUUUUCCAAAUGGAUGUCUUGCCUUAAAUCUUCCGUUUCCUAAAAUGUUGUUCCCAGAUGGUAUUUUCAAGUGUAAUAUCGUGAGGAGACGAUUUCAAUAUUUGACAGGGUGUGCUGCACAGAGGAUUGAGGAGGAGUCUAAAACCAGAUAUUUAAGAUCGUGGGUACUUUCAAAAGGCAAUAAACAUCUCAGUAUUUGAAGGGUUUUCUUAAGUUAUCUUAGAGGACUGUAUGCAUGGUGGAACCCAAAGCAGUCAGGGCUUGAUUACAGGAAGCUUAUUUUUCUGGGAGCUUAAUUACCUGGUGUCGGGCAGGAGGCCCUUUCAGGAGGACUUUCUUAAACAUAAUUAAAGGUUGGCAAUGUGAUAUUUUAGGCUUAUUUUCUUAAGAAAAAAAUAAAAACAAGAGGGAAGAUAAGGUAGGAGGCCGGAAGGAGGAAAGCACCGUGCGGCCUGCAGCCAAUGGCAGAGGCUUCCCCCUUCUGUGUCCGAGACCAGUGUGACUGGACGGGACACAGCAGCUUAAUGUUGAAACACUGUGGACUUUCUGAAGAAAUCUCUUGAGCAUAAAUUACAUAGAGUUAGAGGGGGUUAUAAGAGUAACAGUGAUAGAUGAUUUGAAGAUUUUGAAAGAAAUCUUUAGUAAUUAAGGUUCUUGUGUGGUUCAUCAGUUUCUUGUCCCUGUCCCUUUCAUUGCCAUUUGGGAAAGAUUUAGGGAAAAGAAAACUUAGUUGAUGAGUUUAAAUGACUUUUUUUUUUUUUGAAAAUUAAUAAAUUAGUUUCUAUACUCUUUAACUUCAUGCAUUAAAAUUCUUCCAUUAAACUCUUGUUAAAAUGGGUGUUAGAUUCUGUCAAAACAAAUAUGUGUUUUCCUCUUAGGGGGCUACUCUUGCCUUGAGUGACUGGGUUUGUCUUUAAUAGCACAGCAGUGUGGCUUGGGGCUACAGCAGCUGGGUUUGAGGCCAUGCAACUGAACCCGAGACUGUAGAGAGGAAGGCGGGGGCCUUUGGCCUUCACUGCCAUUUUGACCAAUCUUUUUUGUGUGUGAAGUUUGUUUUGGUUUUGCCUUAAAUUUUCAAAUGAAAUGUAAGUUGUCAACCUACGGUGAGUUUGGUUUUGUUGGCUUUUGUCACUAAUACAUUGUAAGUAAAGUUAAGGAAGAAGCAGCAGUAGUGGUGGAAACCUAAAGCUGUCAGAGGACGAGGAAAGGUGCAGAUGCCGCCCUGGCCUUCUUUUGAGAACCUGGAAGCCAUACGUGGCAUGUUUGCUUUUCUGAAGGCAGGUUGCAUCUGAUGAGGAAAGUCUUUUCCUGGCCUCCAGAGUCCUCCCCAUUACUCCUCCCCGAUAUUUACUAGUGUAAAUAUCUUUUCUUAGUUUUCAUUCCCAUGUGUUGAAAUCAUGCUAGCUGUAGAAUUUGAGGAGAAAGAAAAGUGCCCAAAUGUUUCUACGAUUUCGUGAACUUGGUGGAGAAUCCAGUCACAGUUAAAGACAGCAAUCAGGAAAGACAGCCCUGGGCGGUUCCUAAGUGAAGCCAGAGCAGCCGUAGGAGCUGCUGCAGGCUUGAUCCACCUACCCAGCCACUCAUAAAUGACCCCAUUUAUAUCUGCUACCCCAGCACACUUCGUUUCUAAGCUUAUACAUUGAGUCACGGUUGCCUCUUUCCUCUUAAUGGAUUUAUAAUCAUAGUACUCUCAUCCAAAGAGCAUCACUGUCUCCUUCCCAGCACAUACACAGCAUUCCAACUUGACUGACUGCCUUUUUCAUUCUUCUAUAGCUACUAGUUACAUUCAUGAGAUCAUUUUUGGAUGGCUGUCUUCUAAUUUGGAGACAUAAUCAAAAUGCAAUCUAAAAUUAGAUUCUCAUUUUCCCCCUUUAAAACAACCACAUUCUAUAAAAUGAAUGUCUAGUUGGGAUACUGUAAAGAUUCUUUGUACUUAGAAGGAUUUAACACUAAUGUUUGCACUACUGUUCAUUCUGAAGGAGGUCAUUAUACUAUGUGGUUACUUCAUUUAACCUGCAGAACAGGGUUCACUGUGAGCUUAUAGAAUUUUUCCAUUUCUUGAGUAUCCUGAAAUCAUUCUGGAGAUGGUCAAUCUACAUCAUAUUUAUACUUCUGUCCAAUUAUAUACUUACUACUCAGGGAAAAUAGAACAAAAAAAAUAUUCUUCCCUCAGAUCUCAUUUUCUUGAAACAAUAAUUGUCAAUUUGGUGUGUCUCAGCUCACUGUUUUGUUUGUUUCUUUUGUUGUUUUUUUUUUAAUACACAUUUUAAUUGGAGCUCAGAGUGACUGGGGAGGCUUGCUUAGCUUUUAGAGUACUCAAGAGGUGGAGAGAAGGUUCUCUGGGUUUCAGAGAUGCCUGAUUGCUGUGUCUUAGCACGCUGGUCCCUACUGUGGGACACAGGGUGUCGCCACACAUACCACUUUGGAGGAAAACAGUUACAGUGGAGGCUUCUAGAGAGUGAUGGUGAUUUUGUAUGCGUACUUAGUGGCCUGGCUGAUCCUUCUGGCUCUUACCUGGGAGAGCACCACCUCCUCCACCCCCACCCCCAAUCCUGUAGGGCAAAGGGCAAAAGGAAAGGGCAGGUUCAUAAAGGGAACUGGUAACUAUCAAUGCUUUUUAUUACUGGGGCUUGAGGUGAGAUUUUUAAAAGAUGGUUGUCUAGCAACAGGAGGAAUACCUUUUAAUCUAUUAACUCAGAAUGGGUAGCAACAUGCCAUUUCCUGGUUGCUUUCUUUAGUUUCUAUUUCUGCUGAGUGAAACGGGAAGGGAUUACAUGCUCCCCGUAAGUAAUGCUGAUUUUACUAGACAGGGUUUUCCACCAUGUAAUUCUACAGCAAUUAUUUAAUCCAGAGAAUAAAAUUAGCCAUUCUUUUUUUUUUAAUUACAGAAAACAAUUUAAAAUUGCCAUCAAAAUAAUCAUGAAGGUUUUACUUUUGAAGACUAGAUUAGACUUUUAGGACAAACACUUUUCCUACUUGAAACCCAUACCUCAUCAAUGUUCAGCUUGUGUCUUCAUGAGCAAAUUUAGAACAUUGACCUUACUGUUUCCUUAUCAGUUGUUCCUAAGUAUUAGCUCGUUGACUCUUAAGAGUUCCACACUAUAACUGACCCAAACAUUCUUGAGAGAGUAGACAUGUUUAGAAUAAUUGCUUCUGCUGUGUCCACUGAGAUUUGGAUCAAAUGUAUAGUUAUAAACCAGUAUUGGAAAAGGUUUUAUUCAGGCAUUAAUAAUCUACCCUGGCUGAAAUUUAACACACCCAGUUUAACCUAGGUGCAGAAUUCUAGCUUACACUGUGACUGUAACUGUAAGCUGCCUGAGGAUCAUACAUUCCUGGUACAUUCCACCAGUGGCAUCUGAGGAAUGGUUGAUCACUUAUCCGAUUGCCCUCGAGGCUAACUUUCUGCUUACCACUGCCCUUGGAAAAGUGAGUUUGUAUCAGGCUUCUGAAUGCUGAAGGAAGAGAUUUGCAUUUUAAACAAAUCCACUCGGAAUUCUCCAGUUUGAUGGAUCAGAUGUGGCAGCUCUCUCUACAGUGAUUUUCUGUAACACCUUGUAGUCAAAUCUAUUGAUAAUGAUUCUCCUCAUUUGGAAGAAAAUCUAAAAUGAAAUUUUCCACACUGAUAUUUUGUAGGAAUGCUCUUAUCAAUGACGAAGCUGCUUUUCGAGGCUCUUGUUGUACAGAGGAUGCAGCCAAUUUACAUUUUAAUUAGGCUGCUUAAUAAUGUUUUGUAUGUUUUCAGAUAAUAAUUUAUUUUAAUAGGUUUUUAACACAAUGCAAACUCCAGUGAAGAACUGACAAGAAGCCCCAUAGGUCAUUGAUUGGGGGAACAUUGUCAAACAGAACCUGAUGACACAUUUCUAAUGCCAGCUAAUUUGUCUUGCCUUUAAAAUUGGUGGUAACUCUUAAUGCCAUUUUUAUAAAGCAAGGGACAGCCUAUCUGUUCUAUAAACAACCCUUCAAAGAUCCUGUACAACCACUGUCUGAAAGUGAUCCAGUGACACAGAGCCACCCCCAGCUGUGUUUUCUUCCCUGUUGCUUCUGUAACCAGCACUGGGAUAUAAUAUAAAGCCAGAAGUUACAGAGCAAGGGAAGUAAAGGGACUAAGAGAUCUCCGGGAGCAUGUCUGGGAGAGGAGACUGGGGUUGCCUGCUACAAUCUUGGAGUUGCUCCUUGCACAGGCUCUAUUUGGGGAAAACUUCUUUGAGAAAUCAGUUUGCUAAUUGUUUUCUCUGUCCUUUUGUGGGGGAAGGACACAGGUAGAGCAUUUGGCAAACUUAAAAAUAUGUCUCUGUCACCCUUUUAAAUGCCUUUGGUUCUGUCUGUACGCGCCCAUCUGUCACUGAAGUGCAUUUGCUGCUGACUUAAUCUCACACAGAAAGAAUGCCUUCGUUGAAUGGAAACCCAGUCCUGUCUGUCUUGUCAGCUUUAUGUACACGAAGGCACCUCCACACCAGAAGGAGCGUCACACGAGGCAGUAGGAAUAACAGGGACACCGGAUUCCUGGGACAGGAAGGCCCCAUCAUGUUAGAUGACUGGCUGCACACCUGCCUUCUCUUUUAGCUGAACACUAGUUGCCUGACCUGAGGGGAGCCUCAGCUCCCACAGCCAGCGCUGGAAGUGUUUCCGUCUGCCUUCCUGGGUGGAGGUUAUCUUGUGGUGGGCUGUACUUUUUCUUGUUCUUUUAAUUUGAAGAUUGAUUUUUUUUUUAAGAAGUGUUCUUUUUCAGCUGAUCCACAAGUCAGUUGUCUUUGUAUGGCGAAUUGAAACCACACUAUAUCAGACAAGCUGUGACGUGAUUCAUAACCAUUUCCCAUCCUUUGUCUUCAGAGCUGCACAGUGGCUUACUUACUGCUGGCUUUUAAAGGUGUUUUUAACUUACAUGUGGUUCCCCCCCCCCCUUCUUAUUUCUGUGUC